Dichotomopilus funicola is the source of this 1311-nucleotide messenger RNA. RefSeq lists its product as uncharacterized. Lineage: Eukaryota; Fungi; Ascomycota; Sordariomycetes; Sordariales; Chaetomiaceae. The record is from RefSeq and is a predicted model, not a curated record. The transcript is spliced from 3 exons. Gene Ontology annotation, molecular function: protein binding. The coding region runs from base 1 to 1311 and encodes 436 amino acids.
AUGGCACCGGUUCCCGACGAGGUGGAGCCCCCACCGCUGCCCACCGGUUCCGAUGGUGCAUCAACUCCCCAAAUACCACUCCCAGCGCUAGUACAACCACCAUCACCAUCGUUGCCUGAUCCGGUUGUGACCCAAGGGAGCAACUUCAUCCACGGGCUCAUCGGUCUUUCUCCCGGCGGAUUCUCCGAGACCGUUCGAAACUCCAUUUCUUCCCUCGCACGACGAGACCACGAUGCAACGGCCGUUGAUGUCGUCCACCUCAAGCCCGAUUCAACCAGCGCUGAUGUCGGUGCCGGUGCUCUUCUCACGAGAUCAAAAUCAAAGGGCCCUCUGAGCAUGGGCCUGCCGCCCGCCCCGGAGCCUCGCCCUCGCCAUCUGCUGGCCCUGCCGCAUGAGAUCCUGCUGCUGAUUAUCCUCCGACUCGACUUUGCCGAUAUUGUCCGCCUCCGCAAGACGUGCAAAGCGCUGCACUCCCUCGCCUCGCCGCAACAGAUCCGGCGCCUCUUCGGCCCCGUCCAGCUCCGUCUGCAGCUCCUAGGCCACUGCAAGAACUGUCUGCUCUACGACCCCUUCCGUUCACGCCUGCUGCAGCCGACUGUGGCCGACCAUGGGUACCCGCUGGCCAGCUGUUGUCUGGACUGCGCCGUCAAGGACCGCGAUCCCCGCAUCCGCGUGGGCAAGCGGAUCAACCUAGCCAACAUGGACACCGUGUGGGUGUGUCGAUGGUGCGGUUUUCCCAUUGUCGAAGGCGGCGCGUUUGGGUGCGAGCAGAUGCACCGUUUCUGCUACAAGCGGUACAACGACGCCCUCUUUGUCUUUUUUCUACUCGGCUGGCUCCAGCUGGGCCUGGGGAUCGUGGCGGCCGCUCUGGCUUGGAGGUAUUUCCGGGACGACAUUUUGGUGUUUGCGCCGACUGUAACCAACUUCUUGCUGUUGUGGAUCUGCCUGGGCUUCAUCAUCUGCCGUGGCAACGUAUGGAGGACGUAUCACUUCACGUUGGUGCUCGAGUUCCUGAUCCUGGGGCUCUGGAUCCCCCCCAUUUACUCCAUUGCCGCCGGGAUUGCAAAGUCCCCAGAUGCUCACGUUGAGAAGAGCACGAAGGCCACUUUGGCAAUGUUUGCCCUGAACACCCUUUUCCGCCUUCUCAACCUUAUUGGAAAUAUCCUUCUUUUGGGCCGGCUCGAUACCACCUCACGAAACAGGUCCGCCAUCCCAGCUUGGAGACGCCCGCUGCACUCCUUGGCCACGGCCCUUGUCAUGUGGACAUACCCCCAGUCGUUGGAGCAGAAGCUCCCGCCGGACUUUUUGUGA